Messenger RNA from Cryphonectria parasitica EP155, 927 nucleotides. Its product is annotated as NAD(P)-binding protein. NCBI's taxonomy places the organism in Eukaryota, Fungi, Ascomycota, Sordariomycetes, Diaporthales, Cryphonectriaceae. The record is from RefSeq and is a predicted model, not a curated record. Gene Ontology annotation, cellular component: mitochondrion. The transcript has 2 exons. Bases 1 to 927 code for a protein of 308 amino acids. Gene Ontology annotation, molecular function: protein-containing complex binding.
AUGUCAAAGGCAGGGACAGUAAAGAAGAUCAUCGUCUGUGGAGGAAACGGCUUUCUCGGCUCGAGGAUAUGUAAAUACGCCGUCGCUAGAGGGUGGGACGUCACCUCGAUCAGUCGUUCAGGAGAACCCAAGUGGUCCGCCGUAACCUCCUCCCCAAACCCGCCCUCCUGGUCCCACAAGGUCGCCUGGGAGCGUGCCGACAUCUUCCAGCCCGCCACCUACGCGCCCCUCCUCACCGGCGCCGACUACGUCGUCCACUCCAUGGGUAUCCUCCUCGAGGCCGACUACAAGGGCGUCAUCUCAGGCCAAGAGUCACCCAUCUCGGGCCUCCGCAAGGCCUUCUCCCCAGAGAAAGCCCGCGGCAGCCCCAACCCCCUGGAACAGGAGCAACAACAGCAACAACAGCAACAGCAGCAGCAGCAGGAUGGCCAGACCUACCAGAAGCCCACAGCAGCAGCAGACGGCCACCAGCUGACCUACGAGAUGAUGAACCGCGACUCCGCCAUCCUCCUCGCCCGCGCUGCAAACGACAAGAACGCCUCCGCCUUCCUCUACGUCUCCGCGGCCGGCGGCGCCCCCGUCUUGCCAGCCCGCUACAUCUCCACCAAGCGCGACGCCGAGAGCCUCAUCGCCAGCGAGUUCCCUCGCCUCCGCGGCGUCUUCCUCCGCCCGCCUUUUCUCUACGACUCCAGCCGCGCCUUUACCCUGCCCAUGGCCGCGGCCGCCGGUGCAGGAGCUCUUUUUAAUGGGCUGACGCGGGGGGUUCUGGGGGGCUUCCUGGGCGCGGCUGGGGCGAAGCCUCUACGGGUGGAUGUUGUUGCCAGGGCGGCUGUGGAGGCACUUGAGGAGGAGGGGACGCGGGGGCCUGUGGAGGUGCCGGAGCUGGAGGAUCUGGCUGAGAGGGCUUGGAGGAAGGGUAUGCUUUGA